AUUUCCUGCCCCUGUUUUUGCCUUUAUCAGCUUUACAUGUGAGGCUCAAAUAAAUAAAUCUACUCCAAGGUGACAGGCAAUGGAAGCACAUUUUAGCAUACUAUUAGGGUUCAUUUCCAUCUUUCUUCCAGGAGAAACCACCCCAGAGACCCGUGACCCAGAAACCAUCCCAAAAACCAUCCCUAAGAUUAAAGAGGAAGCCAAUAACAGGACAUGGGUUUAUGCUGUUGUUGGUGUCUCUGUGGUUAUUAUCUGCCUUGCUGUUAUCAUUUUCAUUGUAAAGUAUCGUAAAGUUUCUGUGGAACAACAUACUACAGAGAGUGGAUUCUAUGUAAUUCGAAAAACGAACCAGUCCCGUGAGAAAAGCCAGGAAAAUGAUGUGCCUACUCCUGCUAAUGCUGAAGACAAGGCCUCGACAACCUCAGAAAGUUCUGCUGGAUCGCUUUUUCUUGUUCACCCUCGCCUUCAAACAUGUGAAUAUGCGUCAGUACAAAAGGAGAAGGCCUAUGAGAAUGUCUCAGAUGUGCCAGCAAGAGUGACCAGCAGCAGCGAUGAUCAUGUGAAGCCCAAACGUACUACAAAGGAGGACUAUGAGAAUAUUGUGCAGGCGCAAGAACUGGAUAAAGAUGAACAGCUGUCAGAUGAUGGAAGUGAAGGGGACAACUCAGAUGACACUAGUGGUGGGGAGAGUGACAACUUGUCACUGAACUAUACCACAAUAGUCUUCCACAAAUAGAUGAACUUUUAGCUUUCUUGGUCAUCUAAAAGCAGAGACAUUGACAUCUUCCACAACAUAUUCCACAACAAUAGAGCUGUCUACUGUGAAAUUGUUUAAAUUUUUUAAUGAAAAUAAAUGUUUUCUUUCAUUUUUCACGCUUUCCUGCUAAUUCAGGCAGGUUUUCUUUAUAUUCCAAUAAACAACAGUGUUUAGGCCGUUAUAAUCUGUUUGAAAACAUUUGGGCAUGAAAUACAGUAUUACAAUAAUCCUCUGUUACUUAGACUGUAAACACAGUUAAAACUGUUGAAAAAUAAACUCCACACGUUUUAAAAUAGUGUAUCUUUUUUGAGGAAUUAAAUGUAACAUCAUUGAGUUUGAAGAAAAAAUGACUUGGGAUAAAAAGUAA
Molecule: messenger RNA, 1124 nt
Organism: Alosa sapidissima (American shad)
Lineage: Eukaryota; Metazoa; Chordata; Actinopteri; Clupeiformes; Clupeidae
Exons: 6
Coding region: 80-736 (218 amino acids)
Source: RefSeq, a predicted model, not a curated record